GGCCGCCGGUGAUUGUAUGCUCUAUAUAUCUGUCGGUGCACAGGCCAUCGGCGCUGUUGUCGUAUUGGCUUAUUCUGGUUUAUACACAAACCAUCGGUACCAAUGGUUCGUGUGCUAAGUACUUUGACCUCUCUGACGACUGAUACAAUAAUGGACAACCUGGCAGUGAAAUCUGACAGUGAUACACUCCUGUUUUAUUGCAACGGUACUAAGAUCUUUGAUCCUGACGUUGAUCCUGCACUGACGUUGCUGACAUACCUCCGCACCAAAUUACGCCUGACUGGUAGUAAGCUAGGAUGUGGGGAAGGAGGUUGUGGGGCAUGUACCGUCAUGGUGUCCAAAUACUCACCCAAGGACAAAACCAUCAGUCACAUUGCAGUGAAUGCCUGCCUGACCCCCAUCUGUUCUGUGCACGCUAUGGCCGUCACAACUGUGGAAGGGAUCGGCAGCACCACGACCAGACUCCAUCCAGUACAGGAGCGCCUUGCCAAGGCCCACGGCUCCCAAUGUGGUUUCUGUACUCCUGGUAUUGUCAUGUCAAUGUAUACUCUGCUGAGAAACAGACCACAACCUACUAUGGAGGAGAUUGAGAGCACUUUUGAGGGCAAUCUGUGUCGUUGUACGGGCUACAGACCCAUCUUACAAGGCUACAAGACAUUCACCAAGGAUGGAUGCUGUGGAGGGACCAACACUACAUGUUGUAAGAACAUUCCCAAUGGCAUCAGUGUACAAGAGGAAGGUGUAUUGACAACACUGUUUGAUGCAAGCAAGUUCACGCCCUUUGACCCUUCCCAAGAACCCAUCUUCCCUCCCGAGCUCAUGAUCAAUUUGUACGAGAUGGACUCCAGACCCCGGACGUUUGUUGGGGUUCGGGUGGCCUGGUUUCGUCCCGUUACACUGCAGCAGCUGCUGGAACUGAAGGCUACCAAUCCAAAGGCGAAAAUCGUUGCUGGCAACUCGGAAGUUGGUGUUGAAGUGAAGUUUAAGAAUCAACACUAUCCUGUUCUCGUUGAUCCCACUCACAUCCCUGAGCUGACUAGCGUCGAGAGGACGCCCUCUGGAGUUAGAAUUGGCGCCGCCGUGUCUCUGACGUCAGUCAGUGAUCACUUGAAGGAAAUCAUACACAAAGAACCAGAGCAUAAGACGCGUGUCUUUGCGGCCAUUGUGGAGAUGCUGCGCUGGUUUGCUGGACAUCAGAUCAGAAAUGUGGCGACCAUCGGUGGUAACAUAGCAACAAGCAGUCCUAUUUCUGACCUCAACCCGUUGUUUAUGGCAGCCGUCUGUACCAUUGAACUAAGUUCGAAAUCAGGUAAACGUACCGUGAGCAUGGACGGCAAUUUCUUCACCGGAUAUAGGAAGAAUGUUAUCAAGACAGACGAGAUAAUCUUGGCUAUCAAUGUCCCCUUCACGUGUGAGAACGAGUUCUUCUACGGCUACAAGCAAUCUCCACGUCGCGAGGAUGAUAUCGCCAUAGUCAAUGCUGGUAUGAGAGUAGUCUUGACGCCUGGUACUAAUGAAGUACAGGAUUGCAGCCUUUCUUACGGUGGCAUGGCGCCAACAACAGUCCUGGCUACGAAGACAAUGAAGAACAUAACGGGAAGGUGUUGGAGUGAUGGUUUAGUGGAGGCCAUGACCCCCUUUCUGCUCGAGGAUCUACCUCUAACUCCUGGUGCCCCAGGCGGUAUGGAGCCCUAUCGGCAAUCACUCACCCUCAGCUUCUUCUUCAAGUUCUACCUCGCCGUCCUGGAGCAACUUAGACUCAAACAGCCUGGCCUUAUUAGUGGCUCAGCCGUUCCACCUUCCUACAAGUCAGCCAAUCAGCCCUACCAUAAGAACUCAGCUCGAGGUGUUCAGUUGUAUCAGGAGGUACCAUCAGGUCAACCUGAUUCAGAUGCAGUAGGUCGACCUUUGACCCAUCAAUCUGCCUUCAAACAGGCCUCAGGAGAAGCAAUAUAUGUGGAUGAUAUGCCGCCUAUUAAAGGUGAGCUGUACCUUGCAUUGGUCAUGAGCAGGAAAGCACACGCUAAUAUUCUGUCUGUCGAUACCACGGUAGCUCUAGCACUGAAUGGCGUCCACGCGUACGUGAAUGCCGACGAUGUGCCCGGUAAUAACUUGCUGGGAUCGUCACCAGUGUAUGACGAUGUCCUGUAUGCAGAUAAAACGGUAAAUUUUGUAGGUCAGGUGAUCGGGGUGAUAGUAGCUGACAACCAGGCUAUCGCGCAGAGAGCUGCCAAGUUGGUGCGAGUGGAGUACGAAGAGCUGCUGGCUGUAUUCACCAUAGAGGACGCCAUAGAACAAAACUCAUUCUUCCCUGUAAGCCGGUGCAUCCAAACGGGAGACUUGGACCAAGGCUUUGAGACUUCCGAUCACAUCAUUGAAGGGGAGGUGCGGAGCGGUGCUCAGGAGCACUUCUACCUGGAGACAUGGACAACCUUGGUCAUCCCGGGAGAGGGAGGGGAGAUCGAGGUCAUCUCGGCCAACCAAUCACCGUCCAGAACACAGAGCCUUGUAGCGGAGGCGUUAGGCAUCGCAAGCCACAAGGUGGUAUCACGUGUCAAACGACUAGGUGGCGGGUUUGGAGGCAAGGAGGCCAGGGCGUGUCUCCACGCAGCAGUGUGUGCCGUCGCAGCAAACAAAGUCAAGCGUCCAGUCCGCUUAAUGCUCGACCGAAACGAGGACAUGAUGAUUUCUGGCACACGUCAUCCUUUCCUAGCCCGCUACAAAGUUGGAGUAACGAGCUACGGGCAGCUGAGGGCGCUGGAGGUCGAUCUGUACUCUAACGCCGGCAGCACUUACGAUUGUUCGCCGAGUGUACUUGAGCGGUCGAUGCAGCAUGUUGACAAUUGCUACAAGUGUCCCAACGUCAAAGUCACCGGUCAUAUGUGCCGUACCAAUCUGGCAUCCAACACGGGAUUCCGGGGGUUCGGAAGCCCCCAGGCAAUGCUGGUUGCGGAGACGAUCAUGUCAGAAAUCGCCUUGAAAUGUGGACUGACGCAGAUCAAAGUCAGGGACGUCAAUUUUUACAAGGGUGGCGACGAGACAUUCUACGGCCAGGAGUUAAAGCAUUGGAACCUCGAUAAAUGCUGGGACCAGUGUCUUGUUCAGAGUGACUACGACAAUCGCAGACUAGACGUGGAUGAGUACAAUCGUAAAAAUCGAUGGAGGAAGCGCGGUCUGGCCAUUACACCGACAAAGUUUGGUAUCUCCUUCAUCGUCAAAUACUAUAAUCAGGCCGGUGCGUUGGUGCACAUCUACAACGAUGGUUCGGUCCUGGUUUCCCAUGGAGGUACCGAGAUGGGUCAAGGGUUGCACACCAAGAUGAUCCAAGUAGCUAGCAAGACGCUGAGGAUUCCUCAGGAGAAGAUUCACAUUAAUGAGACCAACACCAGCCAAGUGCCGAACACCUCCUCGACUGCUGCCAGCUUCAGCUCCGAUCUCAACGGCAUGGCCAUCAAGGAGGCUUGUGAAACUCUCCUGCACCGACUAGAACCGUUCAUCCAGGACAAUCCCAAAGGUACCUGGGAGAGCUGGGUCGACGCCGCGUACAAAGACCGCAUCAGUCUGUCAUCCACGGGAUUCGGCAGAGCGCGUGAUCUGUACUUCGACUGGGAGAAAGGGAAGGGGGAUCCCUAUGCCUACUUCGUAUACGGUGUGGCGGUCUCUGAAGUGGAGAUUGACUGCUUGACUGGGGAUCACCAGGUGCAACGGACCGACAUCGUCAUGGAUGUGGGUGACAGUCUCAACCCGGCAAUUGAUAUGGGACAGAUUGAGGGAGGGUUUAUCCAGGGCUAUGGCCUGUUUGUCCUGGAGGACUAUCGGGUCAGCCCGUCUGGUCAGCUGCUGACCACUGGUCCUGGAUUCUAUAAGAUCCCCAGCUUUGGCGACAUACCGGCCGAGUUCAAUGUCAGUCUGUUGACCAGGGCACCUAACCCACUGGCCAUCUGCUCAUCAAAGGCUGUGGGAGAACCUCCAUUGUUUCUCGCAGCUUCCAUCUUCUUCGCCAUCAAGGAUGCCAUCCAAUCAGCCAGGGAGGAUGCUGGCAUCCCUCGAGCAUUCCGUCUAGACAGUCCAGCCACGGCAGAGAGAAUCCGCAUGGCAUGCCAAGACCAGUUCACUAAACAGAUUUCUACUCCAGAGGAAGGAACAUACAAGCCGUUUUUCCUGCGUCCUUAAAUUCGAGAAGAAGCCAAAAGUUGACUUAGCAUAUUAGUAAAAUAAGUGCCAAAAAUAAUACACUCUCGUUUUCACGUCCCGUAUUUUGAGCACGGUUUUUGAUUUUUGAAGAAAACUGCACAAAUAAUGAGAUAAUAAUGAAAUGACAUAUUUAGAAGCCACCGUAUUUUUAAUGCAAAUUAAUAAAGUUAUAAAAAGGAGGAAUCCUUGGCAACUUGUAAAACAUAUUCUUACUUUUACAUCUUUUUUUUUCUUUGCCGCGUGUAAAACGCAAACAAAUUGAACUGUUGUGUUUACCUAGUGUGCCUUUUAAUACUGAUUCGGUUAAUUAUCGGCCACAAACGCAUUCUUAAAAGAAAAAACAAAUAAACGAAGACCGGAUGACGUACUUACCCAGUAUGCAGUAUGUGAUAUGUAUGUUGCUCCGGACUAAUGUCUGAACUCACGUGUUAGCGACAAGAGCGAUGUCAUCUGCGAAUAGAAGUUCUCGAACGAGAAUUGGUGAACACCUGGUCUUAGCUCUGAAGUGCUUUACCAUUUGCUAGAGAGGCAACCGCUUUCACUAUAACUCUUUCAUAAUUGGUGUCUUAUCUAGUAUUGUUAUGACAUCUUGCUGUUGGAUGUUGGCAAGUGUUGUGGCUUCAAUGUCACCAGGUACACUGAGUAGCUUUGGAAAUGCUCUGUCUACCUCCCCAGGACUCUCUUACUGUCUGAGAAGAUCUCCUUGAUUCUGUGGACCCCAAACUUGUCUGAAUCCCUGAUAGAAAUAUCAUUCCUGUCUGCUGCCCGCUGAAGAUCUUUUGCGUUCUUUUCCCACCAUUACAGUUUUCUAGUAUACUUUUGUAACAGCCCGUAAAUGUCUUUAUACGCUGCCACUGUGGAUCUAGCACUUCUAGUCUGUAACACUCUUCGGUGGUCCAGGUCUUUCUUUUGCAUUAGUAGUUUCAGUUUGGAAUCUUUAGGAUCGAACAAAUCUUGGUGUUUCCGAUUGGGCUUACCAAUAGCAUAUUUUGCUAUGUCAUACACAACUUUCCACUCCUGGUCCAGAGACGAACAUUCUUGUAUUUCCAUAGUGCCGCUUUCAUCUCCUGUUCUAAACUUUUCUGUACGCAACAAUAUGAAGCUUUACAGUGUCUAGCUUGAAGGGUCUAGUAGAGCCUAGCUUGUUUGUUGUGUUUAGGCGAAUGGUGAAGGCGACUUUGGAUCUUGGCAACUGGUGAUCGGUCCAGCAAUUAGCUCCAUACAGCUCGGGUGCUGUGGAUAUCCAUCUUGUCUCGCUGCCUUGUAUAAAUGAUGUAAUCGAUCAUAUGCCAAUAUGUCUGGAACUGGGUGCAUCCAGGUGGUUUUGUGAUUGUCCCUCUUCUUAAACAAGCCAAAUGCACACACACAAACACAGGGCAAGCCUCUCUGUUUUACAAAACAGGUUUAUUGAAUAUCAAACGGCGCAAUUUUUCCAUAUUGUGUUCGUUUCAAAUAUAUCGAUGUAAUGUGAUGAGUUUUUGUACAUGUACAUUGUACAACAUUCUUGUAACUAUUAUGUUUAUUUCAGUACGGGAGUAUGUUACGUUUUGACCUGCUAUAGCAUAUGAGGAAUAACCACAUUAAAGUUAGAAAUGUUUAAACAAUGUUGUAGAGCACAGCUCGUUACCUUUCCAGUGGCACCAAAUUUAUAGCUGAAGCUCAUUAUUAUCAUGGUUUACAUAUUUCUAUUUCAAAUUCAUGGAAUUCAGCCUUUGGCUUCGGUAGUAAUUAUGCAAAAUAAAUCACAAACCACCUGAAUACAAUUUAAAAAAAAUUGAAUACCUUUUAAACUGGUUAUUUGACAAGGAGUUGAAUUUGUGUCCUUGUUUUUGUUAGCUAUUAGUUUCGGUUAUUUCGUCUUCUCCUAUGAGCAAUUAAUCAUAAUAUACAAAAAAAUAUAAACAAAGCUCCCUGCAGUUUUAAUUACCCGUAAAAUACUUAGAAUUUACCUAAGGCAUACUAUCACCAUGAUCAAAUAUCAUGUUUUAUAUUUUAUUGAAUAAGUUGUAUGGGUUGACCUUCAAGGAACAGGACCACUUUCCUGGUAAUGAGACACAUCUAAGGAAUUGCCAGUUUAGCCACAAGGUCCGCGCUGGUUGAUGCUGGGCUGCACCGAAAGGCCACAGUGAAUCAGCCCACCGACUUAUAAGGAAAUGCGAUUGUUCUAUUAAUUUGCCUAGCCCUGCCCCCAGAUACAAGUUGACCAAACACCUUUAAUCUUGUAUUAUUAAUGUUCAAUAGUUAGUGAACAAUUCCUAAUAAGGCAAGAAAACCUGUAAGAUAGCUGUUAGAUUGGAAUGUCCAUUACCUGUAUAAAAACCCAGUAGAAUCUAGAAAUCAGACAGAGAGCGUCACAGCCAACCGAAUAAACCUUCAGCUCAAGUA
Molecule: messenger RNA, 6579 nt
Organism: Patiria miniata (bat star)
Lineage: Eukaryota; Metazoa; Echinodermata; Asteroidea; Valvatida; Asterinidae
Product: xanthine dehydrogenase/oxidase-like
Exons: 29
Coding region: 103-4173 (1356 amino acids)
Molecular function (GO): 2 iron, 2 sulfur cluster binding; iron ion binding; xanthine dehydrogenase activity
Source: RefSeq, a predicted model, not a curated record